AUGGGGCAGCUCACAAAGCAUCAUGGAAUCAUCAAGGCUGACACCUGUCGCGGCGCGCGCCCAGGGCUGCUGCCCACUAGCGGGCCAAACAAACCCAUCAGCAAGAAGAAGCUGAGGAAGCUGGAACGGAAGAUGGGGUAUGCACUGAAGAGGAAGAUGGAGAGGGAAGGGGAGGUGGAAAUGAAGGAUUUCGAGCUAAGAGGGGAAAAUGCAGAGAAACAGCGAAAAGAAGAAGAGAUGGAGAUGGAUGUGGAAUAA
Messenger RNA from Thermochaetoides thermophila DSM 1495, 258 nucleotides. RefSeq lists its product as uncharacterized. The transcript is spliced from 2 exons. NCBI's taxonomy places the organism in Eukaryota, Fungi, Ascomycota, Sordariomycetes, Sordariales, Chaetomiaceae. Bases 1 to 258 code for a protein of 85 amino acids. The record is from RefSeq and is a predicted model, not a curated record.